Messenger RNA from Amborella trichopoda, 2258 nucleotides. The record is from RefSeq and is a predicted model, not a curated record. Lineage: Eukaryota; Viridiplantae; Streptophyta; Magnoliopsida; Amborellales; Amborellaceae.
UUCCCACGCAAACACUUGUUGGGGAAGUAGAGAGAGCAGGAAAUGCAGCAUACAGUCUCGGUCGUUAGUUGCAACGUGCCCCAUUCUCUCUCUCAAUUGUGCAAAGUCAAGUCAGUUAAACACCCGUAACACACUCUCUCUGCAUAAUUCACCUGACUCGUGUUCUUUGCUUCACUUCCUCAUAGUUUAUCACUAAUUUGUCUCUCGUUUUUAUUUGCAAAUAUAUAUUUUACUGGGAUCCCUUUCUCUUAGUUUCUUUCUAUUAUUCGUUCUCUCUCUCUCUCUCUCUCUCUCUCUCGCAUCACAGCCCCCAUUAAUCUCUCUCUCUCUGAAAAUGCUGACCGUUGCAAGCCGCAUAAACCCGCCUCUCUCUCUUGCCCCAACUGAGAUCCCUCACCCAAUUCUCCCCUGCAAGUCCCAUGAACCCCAAUCUCCAUUUCUCUCUCUACUUCAAAAUUGCGAAAAUCUUAACCAACUCAAGCAAAUCCAUGCUCAUAUCAUCAAAAACCCACCCCCCAACACCCGAAUUCUCCUAAACAAACUCAUUCAAACUAGUUGCAGUCUAACCCACAUAGACUUUGCACGCAAAGUCUUCGACCAAAUUCCCGAACCAACCGUCUUUCUAUACAACACUAUGAUAAGAGCUUAUGCAUCAAACAAUUCCCGUAAAGAAGGAAUCCUUCUCUAUCUAGAGUUGCUGCACAAAGGCCCAAACCCUGAUGAUUUCACCUUCCCCUUUCUCCUCAAGGCAUGCGAGUCUCUCUCUCUAGGGAAACAAAUUCAUGGCCAAAUCUUAAAAACCAGUGUUUCCUCGUCCGAUGUGUACUCGCAAACUUCUUUGGUCACCUUCUACUUGGGCAUUGGGGAAUUGGAACUGGCAAGAAAAGUUUUCAAUAAGAUGCCUGAGAGAAAUGUGGUUUCUUGGACUGCCAUGACUACUGGUUAUGUGCAAGCAAAGAGGUUUGAUGAAGCAUUGGGAUUGUUUCAUGAGAUGCAGGUUGGUGAGGUUGAGCCAAAUGGGGUCACUCUGGUUAAUGUCCUCUGUGCUUGUGCUCACCUUGGUGCAGUGGAGAUGGGCAAAUGGGUUCAUGGGUACAUUGAUAGGAAUAUGAAUAGGAUUGAUUUUAAUGCAGCUUUGGGCACUGCUCUCCUAGACAUGUAUGUUAAAUGUGGAUACAUAAAGAAAGCACUUAGAGUUUUUGAAGAUAUGGAUGAUAAAAGAAGUGCUUUUAUGUGGAAUGCAAUGAUUGGGGGCCUAGCCAUCCAUGGCCUAGGUGAAAAGGCCCUAGAGCUUUUUUCACUCAUGCUUGCUAGUGAUCUAAAGCCAGAUGAUAUAACUUUUAUUGGUUUGCUAUGUGCAUGCACUCACUCUGGUUUAGUGGAUAAAGGCAAAGAGUAUUUCUAUGCAAUGGAGAUAGAUUAUGGAAUUGUGCCUAGCAUUAAGCACUAUGGAUGCUUGGUGGACCUUCUUGGAAGGUCAGGCCACUUAAAUGAGGCCUAUAAGACUGUGAAAAAGAUGCCCAUGAAACCAAAUGGGGCAGUUUGGGGUGCCUUGCUUAAUGCUUGUCAUGCUCACAGUAAUGUAGAAUUAGCUGAGAUUGUCAUGGAGCACCUUAUUGAAUUGGAGCCGUUGAAUGAUGGGAAUUAUGUGCUAAUGUCAAAUAUAUAUGCCGCCUCUUGUCGAUGGGAUGAUGUAGCAAAGGUUAGAAGGUUUAUGAAAGACAGAGGAAUCGAGAAAACCCCAGGUUGCAGUUCAAUAGAGGUGAAUAAUGUGGUCCAUGAAUUUAUGGUUGGAGAUGCGUUGCACCCACAAUCAAAGGAGAUAUACUCGGUGUUGGAGGAUGUGGCAGCGAGGUUGAGGGAGGAAGGAUACAUUCCAAGGACAAGUUUUGUGCUGCAAAACAUAGAUGAGGAGGAGAGGGAAAGUGCGUUAUGCCAUCAUAGUGAGAAGCUGGCAAUAGCAUUUGGGCUCAUUAGCACGAGUCCUGGGAGCACUAUAAGGGUGGUGAAAAAUCUUCGGGCUUGUGGGGAUUGCCACGAGGCCACAAAGUUGAUUUCGAAGAUUUAUGAUCGGGAGAUCAUUGUACGGGAUCGGAAUCGAUUCCACCAUUUCAAGGAUGGAACUUGUUCUUGUAGGGACUUUUGGUGAAAUGAUACAUUUCGGGUUUUUUGAUUUAUAUUCUUUGUGACAAGCUGGAACAAUAGAUCUCAUGUAAGUUAUGGAAUUCUCCUUUGUGUAAAUUCCAGAUUUUCAUGCA